Dendronephthya gigantea is the source of this 2572-nucleotide messenger RNA. RefSeq lists its product as uncharacterized. The transcript has 6 exons. Bases 305 to 2008 code for a protein of 567 amino acids. The record is from RefSeq and is a predicted model, not a curated record. Lineage: Eukaryota; Metazoa; Cnidaria; Anthozoa; Malacalcyonacea; Nephtheidae.
UUGUACGUUGCUUAGCAACAAAUGUCUCUAUGGCAUCUGUUCAUUAAAUAUUUAAAGUUUCACGAGGAAAACAAUGUAACUAUGGAUUUGAACGAUAACUAACAAGCUAAAUGGCUUAACAAACAUUUCGUUGAUAAUUCCAACAGCUUGUUUUUACGGAAUAGUGCUUUAUACAUACAUUUAAAGUGUAAUGACGUGUUGUCAAUUACGUCCAAGAAUGUUUUUAUUUUGAAGUUUAUACAUUGUAUGUUUCGUUAAAAGCUACUAGAUCAAAUAACUGGAUUAGGGGAAGUAUCUUAUUUCCAUGUUAAAAAUGGCUUUACAAGCUCCAUUUGGGACGGACGAACAGCCAAGUGUAAAUGUUAAAAUCGUCGGAGGGAAAGCUCUUGAAGUGAAGGGGCCAAAUGGAGGACAUUAUGACAACUUGUCAAAGACACCUUAUAAAUACUCCAGCAGACCUCCAUGGUUUUUGGACGACUUUCCCGGCGAAACUAAAAAGUCGAACAAGCCUUAUUUAGCAUCAAUUUCGAGUUUAUCAUCGAAUAGAUCGCAUAAAAAAGAAGCUGGGUCAAAAACAGACCAAAUUGUUGAAGAGAAGUCAGUAAAGAAAAGAAUUAUACAAGACGACCCAUCAGAAACGGAGGCUGUUGAUUUUAUGCUAUCACGCUUGUUAUCUCAGUUCCCUGCGUCAAAAUUUAAAGAAAUCUACACUGAAAUGGCUGGCUUUGAUCCUCGAUUGACAAGUUAUAUAACUGAGCAUCAAGUUGAUAUGACAUUGAAGAGACAUAAAGUACCAAUCCCUUCAAAUUUACUGAAACAACUUUCAGACAAGUUUGCAGCCGAGUCUAACACAAAUAUGAUAAACUAUGAAAAUCUCAUCAAAUACUUGUUUUCAUACAGCCUUAAAGGGAGCUCACUCAAGACUGUGCAACAUAAUUCAACACUUGGUAGUGACAGUGGUGCUGUCAGUCCACGUGUCAAUCCACAUGUCAGUCCACAUGUCAGUCCACGUUCUGUCCUCGAUAGUGACACAACAAGUCCUAGAUCAGAGCAGUCCUCAUAUGUCUCACCUCGAAGUCUAGUGAAGAAAGCAAUGGAUGAUAGAGAGGAGGCAUAUUUAUUGGUUCAAAUUGAGCAAGCAUUUAAGACGAAUGGACCACAAAUUUUGCUAACUUUAAAAAAGCUCCAUAGUGAUCUUGUACAGCUUGCCAAUGGCACAGAAUAUGUCAAAGCUGAUCAGAUUGAGAGGACAUGUUCCUGGCUGCAUAUUCCUCUGCAUCAUUCACUGAUGGGAAAAAUUAUCAACAGAUUUAAUGUGAAAAAGAAUGGUAAAAUAAACUAUUUAGAAUUUACAAAAUUCUUGGAAAAGGGUAUUCCAUUGUCUCUUCAACAAAACUCUUUUGAUGAUUCUAAUAAAAUGAGUGCAACGUCAUCAUUGCCUUUUUGGGAAAAUAAAGCUCCACUUGCUUCUGUGUCACCGAGAAAACACGCAGAAAAGACAUCUGAAUUUGUUGAGGCCAAAGAAGAAUUUCGUGACAAUGAUGUCAUGAAGCACGAGAGAAAGAAGUGGGAAGUUCCUGUUGGUACAUUGAAUGCUGAUGUCAAACCAUCACACAAUUCAGAAAAAUCUUAUGACAUGCUGAAAGUUGGUCGUGGAAAAGGUUCUGACAGCGCUGGUACGGUACAUGUGAUGCAUUUAAACCAUCCAGACGCUGGUGAGAAACCUGACUCGAUGGACAGCGAUAAAGCUGCUGAAACACUAGAUGAAAAGUUAGAGAGAUUUUCUCACCUGACCGCCUCAUUGUUGAGAUCUGAUAUUGACAAAGAUGGUACCUUAAAAGCACGAGAUGUUCUUCGUAUUGUGAAUAACUAUAAUUUAAUAUACAACUUGCACUUUCCAGAAGACAAAGUGCUUGAAAUCGCCCAAAGUUGUACUAUUCCAAAUACUCACGAUGUUGUUAUUGAUGAACUAGUCAAAACUUUAUGGGAGUUGAUGAAAACUGUGUAAAUAUUCAUUGACAUGUAUAUUAUUUAUUGUAUGUAUAGUUUCAGACCUUGUACACACACAAAGAGUAUACAGAUGUGCGCAAUAGUGUACCACGCCAUGUAAGUACUGUAAAAUAGUUGAAAUAUUUAACCCAAAUCUUAUAUUUAAACAAAAUAUAAAGUCAAAGACAUUUUGAUGUAUUUAAAAUGUGUUUCAUAACAACAUGCAGGACAAACGGCAAAAAUAUAUAUACAAAGAGAAUUUCCCGCCUUUUCAUUUUGAAGGAGAGACAGGCUGAGAAUUGAAUCAAUUGAUUUCUCGCAAUAUUAAAGUCUAGUCCAUAGUCCUCAACCAAGGGCCUUAACAGCAAAAAAAUAGUUUGUAGAAAUUUAGGUCUUGCAUGCAACAUAUAAUUCACGAGGACUCCUAGGAAGCUCCCAUUACAAUUGUGUAUAUUUUACUGAAUAUGUAGGUAUAAAAGUAGACUGAAUGGAGACCGUUCUCAGAUAAAUAUGCUUUUAUUGCAUGUGUGAUGCAGUGAACAAAGCAUAUUAUAACAUAGACGUAGUAUUAUGAUAUCAGGAA